Molecule: messenger RNA, 2229 nt
Organism: Exophiala spinifera
Lineage: Eukaryota; Fungi; Ascomycota; Eurotiomycetes; Chaetothyriales; Herpotrichiellaceae
Exons: 1
Coding region: 1-2229 (742 amino acids)
Source: RefSeq, a predicted model, not a curated record
AUGCAGAGCCUUUUGAAAAUGUUCAAUUUCUCCAACGCUCCUACCGUUGCUCUGUCCGACGAUGAGGUCAGCGCUGAGGCAGAUGAACCUCCGGACGAUCACCUCGCGUCGCUCAAGAUGCCUACUCGAACUCGUUCCCUCGCUCUACAGCGUGCCCACCGUGAAUCUCUCCUGACCCGUGCCAUCAUGGCCGAGUCAAAACACGACGAGCCUUCUCCUGUCUCCACUGCGACCCGUGGCCUUUCGACAACCUCCUCCCAUAGCACGGCGAGCAUGACCUCUACCGCUGAGUUGACAAGCGAUGGAGAUCUUACCAGUCCCUCCCGUUCCGCGACGCCGAGUCCGCCACCUCCUCCGGGUCGUUUUACAGGCUUGUUGAACGGCAACAAACCCUCUCCCACCCCUUCAAAGAUAGUCAUCGCACCGAACUGCCAGGAUGAACGACCAAGCGUCGCCAAUGUUGGUGAAGCUGCGGUCGAGAAGAGUCUUGGUCGGAAGCGCUGCAUCAUGUUCGCUUGCGCUGGCACCGAUUCUGAGAAGAGCAAAGACGAUGUCUCGGUGCCGACAACGAACGUUGCUGCAGAGACAGAGCCGCCCAAGAGGAAGUGCAUGCUUACAUUUGCUUGUCCUACCCGCACAAGUUCCGGCGAAGGCAAAUCUCAGCCUUCCAAGUUGCGCAUCGAGCAAAAGUCUCCUCGUCGUCUGUCGCCGGCCCCCUCGAGGCGCAGACAAAGUACAGACUCGAACGACCUCACCGGCCGGUCAGCUGAUACCACUAUCGCGGCUUCCGCUGAUCGAGCCAGGGUCAACCCACCCUCACCUAAAGCUACUUUCCAUGAAUUCGGCAGCUCACAUGACGAGACGGAUGCGUGGAUCGACAGGCCUAACCAGCACAAAGAAAAACUGACCCUAGACGACUGCAUGAAGAAAGAAAACAAGAUCCGUCAGAUCGGUCGGGAAGCCGAAGAGGAGGCCGAGGAAGAAGAGCGCGAGCAGGAAGAAUUCGAAGAGGAGCUUGAGGACAACGAAGCACAUGUUGACGACUUUGCUCCCUCUGAUGAGGAGUCGGACGGCGGAAAUGAAUCCGACGACGAAGGAGGUUUCGCCAGCUCUGACGAGGAGAGUGAUGCGGGAUCAGAGUGCCAGUUCUGGGCCCCCACCAGAACCACCACUCGCAACACGAGCAUUGACAACAUGCAGAUUACCCACUUCAGCUCUCGCCGUCAUUCUGACGCCAGCUCUGUAGAUUCCGAAGAACAUUCUGGGGCGCUUCCACUUUUCUCAGCUAGAAGACCACUUGGCAAGUACCAUGCUAACGGCCAUCGCAUUUCCAAGAUGAGGCCUGGAACACCAGAACUCCCGGAUAGCACAGACUUUGUCUGUGGCACUCUCGAUGAGGAUCGUCCGUUGGAAGCCGCCUACAUCUCCUGCCGUGAACAACGCAAACGCGAGAGACACAUUCCAAUCCCGCAGGACAUCGACCCAAGUUUCCCCACCACCGAUCCUGAGGAAGAGGAAGAUGAGGUCGAUGACGUGGUGCACUCCCAUCCUAGCUCGGAUGAACCUCGCUGGCUCACCGAGCAGUUUGGUGCCCUUGAAGAUAUCCGCGGACGCCGCAAGACGUCAAUCGCUUCUCCCCGGGAGCCUUCGCCUCGGCAUGGAUAUCCAGCUCGCCGCGUGGUGCAUCGGUCACCGCCACCCAAGCACAUGGUGGCUCGAUCUCCUCCACCAAGGAGACUCUUCGGACACUCUCCAACGAGACUGAGGUCUCCGCCUCCACCUGCCCGUUUACGCUCACCGCGAGGAUCUCCGACUGGUGUCAAGACUCCUCAGUUGCACAUGAGGGGCUUGGCCCAGCGACCCAACAUGGAACGUACGGCAUCUCUUCCAGACACUCCCAACCCAUUCUUCAAAAACUUCAAGGUUGGAAGCGCAUCCAUUUCCAACAUUGCCUCGGGGGCUGUUACGCCUGCCAUCGAGGAACCUCCGCGUGCGGAUCUGCAUGUUCGAGGCCCGGUCGACAUCGUUAUUGGUCUAGAGAAGAAGCGUCAGAAGAGAAAAGAAAAAUUCUGGCGUCAACACUGUCGCAAGGUAGCAAAAGAACAAGCUGAACGCAAACCUCUCCGCGGCCGUGGUGCCCAAAGAAUGAGGGAGCUUGGUCUUGAAUGCGCCGAGCGCAUGAAAGGCUAUGGCGUCGGCCAACAAACUCAACUGGUGAUUUCGCUUUGA